AUGAAGGAGGAACAAGAAGGGCCAGAGACCUACCACACGAGCCCAUGGCGCCUGCUUGUGGUGUCCAUUGUUCGUCCUGUGGUGGGGGACCUCUUCGAUCGCUACCCCUCCCCGGAGGCCAUGGCCGAAGCGGAUGAGGAAGAGCUUGCGGGGAUGAUCCGUAGGCUGGGUCUGUACAGGAAGCGGGCGAAGGCGCUCGUCGACUUCUCGCGCACCUACCUCGACUCGCCUCCCUGGCGCACCCCCGCCGAGCUCAAGUACUUUGGCAAAUACGCCGAUGAUUCAUACCGGCUCUUCUGCCUAGGAGGCACGUCGCUCUCGCUCUGGCUCACGCCCCUUUUAUUGUGUUCGUCCCGAGUGCGGCCGCGAGACAAGAAGCUUAAGCAGUACCGGGACUGGCUGUUCGCUCACUAUGGUGCCAAGAAGAGCGAGAGCGAACUCGAAGAGGAACACGAGUGGGCCGAACAGGAGAGAAAGGAGGAGAGGAAGCGAGCACGCGCCGCCACCCUGAACUCGACCAAGUUGGAAGGGGACUUCGACGAGACGGGAAUGGAGCAGGAGGACGACACAGAAGAGCAAAGCAUCGUCGACAAUGCUGAGGAGGACGUGCCACGACUACGAAAAGAGAGGAAGACAAAGAAGCGAAGGGCACCAGACGAAGUGAAGGCAGACGCAGAAGAAACAGGCUGA
Messenger RNA from Acanthamoeba castellanii str. Neff, 690 nucleotides. Its product is annotated as base excision DNA repair protein, HhHGPD subfamily protein. Gene Ontology annotation, molecular function: catalytic activity; DNA binding. The record is from RefSeq and is a predicted model, not a curated record. Gene Ontology annotation, cellular component: nucleus. The transcript is spliced from 6 exons. Gene Ontology annotation, biological process: base-excision repair. The coding region runs from base 1 to 690 and encodes 229 amino acids. NCBI's taxonomy places the organism in Eukaryota, Discosea, Longamoebia, Acanthamoebidae.